AUGACGGGGGACAAUGUCGGGUCCGAGAGGACGCCUCUUCUAUCCUCUUCUUCAACCAACAACGCCGCCUUUAGCACCACACAAGAGCCAUCAUCACGAGACUCACCGUCGUCGCCCGGCCCCCUGAAACCAAAACAAGACGAGGGCAUCUCUUCUCUACGCGGCUUCCUCAUCUGCAUCUCCGUUUGGGUCCUCAUCUUCAUCCUGACCAACAAUGUCUCGCUCAUCACCACCAUCCAGUCGCCCAUCGCCAUGGAGCUCCGCGUCUCCAGCGAAGUCAGCUGGUUCACGUCCGCCUACCUGAUCGCCGUCACGAGCAUCACCCCGGUCGCGGGCCGACUGUGCACCAUCUUUAGCCCUAGAGUCUAUCUGCUCGCCUCGAUCAUGGUGCAGUCGUGCGGCCUCCUGGUCACCUCGCGUGCGAAAUCACUGGCCGUGUUCCUCGCCGGUCGUGCCGUGACGGGGAUUGGCAGCGCGGCCGUCACGCCCGUGGCUUUCAUUUUGGUGACGGAGCUGACGAGCCCGCGACGGAGAGGCCUCUUCUUUGGCUGCAUCAACACCGGCUACACGACGGGGGUGGCCUGUGGAGCCAUCAUUGCCGGCGCCCUCGAACCGCUGGUCGGCUGGCGUGCCGUCUUCUGGCUGCAGAUCCCCUUCGCUUUGUCGGCUGUGACGGUGGCGUUCUUCGCCAUCCCCAAGCCCAGGACAGCGUUGGCGCAGGGGUCGUCAUCCGAAUCGCUGGGCAAGAAACUCGCGCAGAUCGACUACCUGGGCGUGCUCAGCAUCAUCGCCGCCGUCGUGCUUCUGCUGUACAGCCUCUCGUCUCCGCACAUUCAAAUCACGCCCAUCAUCCUCUCAUUCGCGUCAUUCGUCCUCUUCCUCCUCGUCGAGUCGACCUGGGCAAGCCAGCCCAUCGUGCCGAUGUCCGUGCUGCGUUCGCGGGGAAAUAUCCUGACGGGGAUCGCCACCGUCGGUGUCAUGACGGCGCGCUGGGGCGUAUUGUUCUACACGCCGACCUACGUGCUCACGCUGCGAGAUUGGCCACAGACAAAAGCCGGCCUGACGCUCAUCCCGACGAACCUGGGCUUCGGGCUCGGCGGCCUGCUUGCGGGGUGGCUGCACAUAAGGCGCACGGGGUCCUUCUACCUCGCGUGCAUCGUCACCUUUGUGCUCUUCUCCUUAUCCAUGUUCGCCGUCGGUUGGAUCUCGACGCCCACCUCCAACAUCUACCUGUACAUCCUCGUGCUCUUCCUGAACGGCUUCAUCGUCGGCUCCCUCCUGAACUACAGCCUCGCGCACGUCCUGCACCUGACCCACCCGACCACGCACGUCAUCGUGAUCCCCCUGAACGCCAUGUUCCGCAGCCUGUCAGGCUCGUUUGGGUCGUCCGUGACGGGUGGCCUGUUUCUGCGCACGCUGCAGCAGUCCCUGACACGGGGGUUCGCGGACCGGGGACUCGACCUCGCGCAGAAAGCCGAGCUGAUCAGAAAGCUGGUCGGCACGCCGAUCCUGGUCCAAAGACUCACCGGCGUCGACAGGGAGGUCGCCCUCGCGGGUUAUGAGACCGCCCUGCGCUCCAUCUACAUGGCCGGCGGGGUCUGGGCGAUAUUCAUGCUCCUGGUCCAGGCCGGGACCGGGUGGACUGCCCCCGAGGUGGUCAAGGACGAAGAGGGUGCCCUCGGAGAAGAGAGCAGAGAAGGCCGUGAACGCCUGUCGCCUGUCGUGUCGAGGGAGCCGGUGGCAACGUAG
Molecule: messenger RNA, 1749 nt
Organism: Cladophialophora psammophila CBS 110553
Lineage: Eukaryota; Fungi; Ascomycota; Eurotiomycetes; Chaetothyriales; Herpotrichiellaceae
Exons: 1
Coding region: 1-1749 (582 amino acids)
Biological process (GO): basic amino acid transport; transmembrane transport
Cellular component (GO): fungal-type vacuole membrane
Molecular function (GO): basic amino acid transmembrane transporter activity
Source: RefSeq, a predicted model, not a curated record